AUGGCUGAGCCCCGCCAGGAGUUCAACAUGAUGGAGGAUCAUGCUGGGACCUACGGGCUGGGGGACAGGAAGGACCUCCCCUCCCAGGGGGGCUACACCCUGCUGCAGGACCACGGGGGCGACGGGGACCACGGCCUGAAAGACCUGCGGACCCCCACCAGCAACAGAUCUGAAACCGCGGGUGCUAAGAGCAGUCCGACCGCCAAAGACGCGACAGCGCCCCUAGCGGAGGAGGGAGCCCCCGGCAAGCCGGCCGCCGCUCAGCCCCACCCGGAGAUCCCAGAAGGAACCACAGCUGAAGAAGCAGGCGUCGGAGACACCCCCAACCUGGAAGACCAAGCGGCUGGACAUGUGACUCAAGGCGGCCUCCAGGAGCCCCUGCCGGAGUGGGGACCACAGCCAGGGGCCCGGGCGGAGGAGCCCCGGGCGUGCCCGGAGCCCGGCUCCCCCGGGCAGCUGCGCCCAGAGGUGGUCCAGGAAGGCGCCCUCAGAGAGCCGAGGCGCCAUGGAGACGCGGCCACGGGCCCGAGGACCCCGGGUCUGACCCGCCAGCACAUGCCCGACCUGCCCGAGGGCCCCGCAGAAUCCGCGUACCAGCCCCUGGGGACGAAGCCCGAGGACUCAGCGGGGCGUCGCUGCAGCCUGGGGCUGCUGGGGCACCAGCCUUUGGGAGGCCUGGGUCAGGAGGGGCAUCAGGGCAAAGAGAGGCUGGGGGGCGAGGAGGUCGAUGAAGACCGGGACAUCGACGAGUCCUCGCCCCAGGACUCCUCCCCUCCCUCCCAGGCCUCCCCUCCCUCCCAGGUCUCCCCAGGUCUGCAAAGCUCCCCAACCCAAGGUGGGCCAGCCCCCCAGACGGUUCCCAGAGAAGCCACUGGUACCCCAGGCUUUCCAGCUGAGGGUGCCAUCCCCCUCCGUGUGGAUUUCCUCCCCAAAGUUUGCACAGAGCCCCCGGCCUCAGAGCCCGAGGGGCCCAGCGCGGGGCCCACGGAAGGGCCGGACGGGCCCCCCGCGUUCACGUUCCACGUGGAAAUCAAAGCCAAUGUGCAGAAGGCACAGGGAGGAGGCUCCCAGGUGGACGUGGGAGGGGCUGGCGAGGACACAGAGCCCCCGAGCCCCACUGAGGGAGGCGACACCAAAAAGACUGACCUCCGAGAGCCGCCUGAAAAGCAGCCUGCGGCCGGGCUGCCCGGGAAGCCCGCCAGCCGGGUCCCCCAACUCAAAGCUCGCAUGGUCAGCAAAGGCAGAGACGGGGCCGGAGCCGACGACAAGAAAGCCAAGACAUCCACACCUUCCUCUGCUAAAACCCCGAACGGUAGGCCCUGCCUUAGCCCCAAGGGCCCCCCUCCUGGUAGCUCAGACCCUUUGAUCAAACCCUCCAGCCCUGCCGCGCGCCCAGAGCCACCCUCCUCUCCCAAACACGUCUCUUCCGGCACGCCCCGAGCCGGCGGUUCUGGAGCAAAGGAGAUGAAAGCCAAGGGGGCAGACACCAAACCGGGAACCAAGAUCGCCACGCCCCGGGGAGCGGCCCCUCCAGGCCAGAAAGGCCCGGCCAAUGCCACCAGGAUCCCAGCGAAAACCACGCCGUCCCCAAAGACCCCGCCGGGCACAGCCGCUGCCGCGCCAGUGCAGAGAAAGCCACCCCCCGCGGGGCCCAAACCUGAGCCAGGCGAACCUGGGAAGUCGGGGGAUCGCAGCGGCUACAGCAGCCCCGGCUCCCCGGGCACCCCCGGCAGCCGCUCCCGCACCCCGUCCCUGCCCACCCCGCCCACCCGGGAGCCCAAGAAGGUGGCCGUGGUCCGCACGCCGCCCAAGUCGCCGUCCUCCGCCAAGAGCCGCCUGCAGACCGCCCCGGUGCCCAUGCCCGACCUCAAGAACGUCCGCUCCAAGAUCGGCUCCACCGAGAACCUGAAGCACCAGCCGGGCGGCGGGAAGGUGCAGAUAAUUAAUAAGAAGCUGGAUCUUAGCAACGUCCAGUCCAAGUGUGGCUCAAAGGAUAAUAUCAAACACGUGCCCGGAGGCGGCAGUGUGCAAAUAGUCUACAAGCCUGUGGACCUGAGCAAGGUGACCUCCAAGUGUGGCUCAUUAGGCAACAUCCAUCACAAGCCAGGAGGCGGCCAGGUGGAGGUCAAAUCCGAGAAGCUGGACUUCAAGGACAGGGUCCAGUCGAAGAUCGGGUCUCUGGAUAACAUCACCCACGUCCCUGGGGGCGGGAAUAAAAAGAUCGAAACCCACAAGCUGACCUUCCGUGAGAACGCCAAGGCCAAGACGGACCAUGGGGCGGAGAUCGUGUACAAGUCGCCCGCGGUGUCCGGGGACACGUCCCCGCGGCACCUCAGCAACGUGUCCUCCACGGGCAGCAUCGACAUGGCGGACUCGGCCCAGCUCGCCACGCUCGCCGACGAGGUGUCCGCCUCCCUGGCCAAGCAGGGUUUGUGAUCAGGCCGCCGGGCGGUCCCUGACCGUGGAGAGGAGAGAGUGAGAGUGUGUGGAGAGAGA
Molecule: messenger RNA, 2496 nt
Organism: Pipistrellus kuhlii (Kuhl's pipistrelle)
Lineage: Eukaryota; Metazoa; Chordata; Mammalia; Chiroptera; Vespertilionidae
Gene: MAPT
Product: microtubule associated protein tau
Exons: 14
Coding region: 1-2436 (811 amino acids)
Biological process (GO): microtubule cytoskeleton organization; neuron projection development
Cellular component (GO): neuron projection
Molecular function (GO): microtubule binding
Source: RefSeq, a predicted model, not a curated record